UUCAGCACUCUUUUUCUUCAUCGACACCUUCUUGUUCGGCCUAUGAUCUGUUCGUAACUGCUGCUUGCUGCACGCUCUGCUGCUUCUGGCAGAGGUUGAAUCUGGUCUCGUCCUCUGUUUCCAUGCGGUUGAGACCAAAACGGAGUUGUUCUGGAGAGGAGUGUUUUGGAGGGUUUCACAUAAAGCCAUUUUCCAAUCCGUUCUUGUUCUUGAUGGUUGUUCUUACUUAAACAACUAGAAACCUUUGUCAUCUUGAGAGAAGCACCUGCUUCCCUGUUAUUUAAAUUGAAGAUUUUGCUGGUGUGGACACUCGACGGGUUCUUGUCAAGGGUUUUAGCAUUUUCCUCUGCAAAUGUCUGGGCACUGUCAACUGUUUGACAGAAGUUCUUCCCUCAAGAAAGUGAAAGAUUCCAGAAUGGUGAGGAAGGUCCGGGUGUUCUGUAGAGAUCCCGAUGCCACCGAUCUAUCGUCCAGUGAGGACGAAUCGGAUAAAAUUGAUGAGAAGCUCUUUGUUCGCCUCAUCGAUCUUCCGCUUCCUGUUUUGCACCCUACUGUUAUCGACACUGAAAGUUCGUCUCAAGAUACCAUUAAUGAUGUCAAGAACCGUCAUAAGAAGAGAAAGCUAAGUGAGAAAAGUGAUUUAAUCUCAAGGAGAAGACCGACAGAUUUACGGUAUAAGGGGGUCAGGCAAAGGAAAUGGGGCAAAUGGGCUGCGGAGAUCAGGGACCCAUUUCGCCGGGGAACUCGAAUUUGGUUGGGCACUUACAAUACUCCCGAGGAGGCUGCUAAGGCUUAUGAGGCUAAGAAGCUUGAGUUUGAAGCUACAGCCAAGGCCUCCUCUGAUGAGAAGCAGACAAGAACCUCCUCUUCAGAGGUCUCUCUGUCGAUGAACAAACCUAUCGCUUCAGAAAAUUCGGAGAGUGCAUCCUCACGCACCUCCCCAUCAUCCGUCCUCGACUCAGGCACGUCAGCCUCUAAUGCUUCUGAAAGCUGUGAUGUUUCGACCAAGAGAAGCGUUGCUAUUGAUCCCAAGCAGCAACUGCCCGCCCAGAUUGAAUGUCUGGAGGAGAUUUUGAUGCCCGGUCAAGUCGUGCAGGACUUCAGCUUGGGAAACGACUUUGAUAUGCUGUUCAUGGAUGACUUUGGGCAGCUCGUGGAUGAUUUCUGUGGAACAGAUGACUGCCAAAUGUUCGGAUUUGGAAAUGAGAUGAGUGAGCUUCCUGAUUUCGACUUUGACAUUGGAAACGACGAAUUCGGUCUUUGGAUGGAAGAGCGACCUAUUAAUAUUGCCUGCACCUAAGUUUUGUAGCUAGGAAUCAUCGAUAUCAUCGAAUGUUAGUCUUUUAGAAUAUGCUUGGGGCUCUCUCUAAUUUGAGCUCUUGAGAGGAGUGUCUUUUUUCUGUCGAUGAGUUUAGUUUAAUUUGUUUGUGGAGUCUUAGAGAGAGAUGAGAAGGAUGAAAGCAUUUUUGGAAGGUGAGGAUCCUUUGGGUUUUCUUGUGCCAUUAGAGCCGUCCAAAGGUUAAUGCAAAGUUUUAAAGUUGUUGCUCUUCGUCCUAGCAAUGUCUUGUAUGCUGUACUGUGAUUCCCUUGUUUUAAUGAAGAAGGGUUUUUGCGCUC
This is a messenger RNA of Syzygium oleosum, 1617 nucleotides long. Its product is annotated as ethylene-responsive transcription factor ERF118-like. The record is from RefSeq and is a predicted model, not a curated record. Gene Ontology annotation, molecular function: DNA binding; DNA-binding transcription factor activity. The coding region runs from base 353 to 1300 and encodes 315 amino acids. Gene Ontology annotation, biological process: regulation of DNA-templated transcription. Lineage: Eukaryota; Viridiplantae; Streptophyta; Magnoliopsida; Myrtales; Myrtaceae. The transcript is spliced from 2 exons.